This is a messenger RNA of Oncorhynchus masou masou (cherry salmon), 4091 nucleotides long. Its product is annotated as H-2 class I histocompatibility antigen, L-D alpha chain-like. Gene Ontology annotation, biological process: immune response. The coding region runs from base 147 to 1340 and encodes 397 amino acids. The record is from RefSeq and is a predicted model, not a curated record. Lineage: Eukaryota; Metazoa; Chordata; Actinopteri; Salmoniformes; Salmonidae. The transcript is spliced from 9 exons. Gene Ontology annotation, cellular component: external side of plasma membrane.
CCGACUCGUUCGCAAACGACCCAUCUCUAUUGGCUAGAAAUACUCUUCAAAGGGCAAAGAACGCAACAUUUUUAAAGGAGCUUUCCAUCAACAUAUACUAUAAUAGGGAUAUAGCUGAAGAAAACGGCUGUAGUUUAAUUAGCAAGAUGUAUAGACCUAAUUUGAUGUUUUUUGUUUUAUAUUUUUCACUAGAAUGUAUUUGCCGGAGCCAAAGCGACAUCUACUCCCUGACUUACAUCUACACUGCCCUGUCAAAGCCAGUAGAAUUGCCUGGUAUCCAUGAGUUCACUGCCAUGGGUCUGAUGAAUGACAAACAGAUUGAUUACUAUGACAGUGUGGCAAAGAAGAAGAUUCCCAAACAAGCCUGGAUGAGGGAGAAGCUGCCAGCAGACUACUGGGAAAAAGGCACUCAGUCACGCAAGAGCAAGGAGCAGUGGUUCAAAGUCAACGUCAACAUCCUGAUGGAUCGCAUGAGGCACAACAACACUGAUGUCCAUAUCCUUCAGUGGAAACAUGGCUGUGAGAUUGACCGACAGAGUGACGGCACAUUGAAAUUCAUAAAGGGCACAGACCAGUACAGCUACGAUGGUGACGACUUCCUGGCCUUUGAUGAUGCCACUAUGCAGUGGGUGGCCCCAGUUGUUCAAGCUCAGCCGACUAAGAGGAAGUGGGACGGGGUGCAGAUCCUCAACCAGUACACCAAGGGCUACCUGGAGAAGGAGUGCGUGGACUGGCUUUCCAAAUUCAUGAAAUAUGAGGACAGAGAAUUCAGUAGGGCUGAUUCCCCUCCAAAGGUCUAUGUAUUUGCUAAAAAGGCCAAAACUGCAGGACAUGUCCGACUGACCUGCAUGGCCACAGGUUUCUAUCCCAAAGAUGUGAUUAUGCAUAUUAAGAAGAAUGGUGUUCCAUUGACCGAACGUGAUGGAGUGCAGUCUACAGGAGUCCUACCCAAUGAUGAUGACACCUACCAGAUCAGGAUGAGUGUGCAGAUCCCAGAGGCAGAUAAGAAAACUUAUGAAUGCUUUGUCAACCAUACAGCAUUGAAGGAGCCAAUUGUGGGAAAAUGGGAUGGAAUAUGUUGUGAUUGCAGUAGUUUCGGUGCUGUAGUCAUUGAGGCAGUCAUCCCCAUUAUUGUAGUUCUGAUCUUGGUUUCGGUGGUCCUGUUUUUUGUUCUGCACAAAAGAGGGACAAUUGUGAUUCCUGGCUUGAGAACUAGAGCCACUUAUGAUGAAAGCAGAACCUCAUCAGACUCUGAUCAAGGCAGCCAGAACGCAGGGUCCUCAGACAGAGGCAGUAAGGAGGACGUUAAGAAGUCAAUGCUGCCUCAGGGAAGUGUCUAGAUGACCGUUGGUGGCCAAACUUCCUGACCGGACCAUGAAGGACAGUCAAUUCAUUUCAUAAUUUUAUAGUAUGGCGAGAGCUGUUUCGGUGUGGCCACGAGUCAUGACGGCAGUCAAAAUCCACAUGACCGUUUCGUCACGCGAAUUAGACUUCUCCAAGCUCUGAUGCUGCUGAUGGUCAUUAGUAGCCUACCAAACUGGCUAACUACUAUUGUCCCUUUAAUCACUCUGAGAUUAAUGCAAAUCUAAUCAAACACUUCAUGAGAGCCCAUGAGCUCAUGUUGCUCAAAUAUUUCUAUAGGCUAUGCAAUUGCGUGAGAAAAUAGCAUGAUGGUCAUUGUAAAAAAUAGGAUUCCAUCAGCUUUCCAUAUGCUAGGCCGACUAUAUUUGUCAACUAUCCUAGUAUUAAGCACAUUGCUUCUCUUUAAAACAGGAGUAUUGUCUACUGACGUAUUUAUUUCAGCUUCCCCUGUUUCCAUACAGGUUCAUGAUAACGGUCCAUUCUAAAUCAAAACAAAUUUCACACACAAACUAUUUAGUAUAUGUAAAGACAAGAUUAAAUCAAGAAUAGUCUGAUGGGUGACAAUAUUAGCCUAUCAGUGAUAGGCUGAUAUUGUCACCCAUCAGACUAUUCUUGAGUGAUAUACAGUGGCUUGCGAAAGUAUUCACCCCCUUGACAUUAUUCCUAUUUUGUUGCCUUACAACAUGGAAUUAAAAUAGAUUUUUUGGGGGGGUUUGUAUCAUUUGAUUUACAACAUUGAAGAUGAAAAAUAUGUUUUAUUGUGAAACAAGCAAGAAAUAAGACAAAAAAACUGAACAUUUGAGUGUGCAUAGCUAUUCAUCUCGGGGUGUUGAGUUUGCGCCAGACAUAGCGUUUAUCUUGAUGGCUGAAAAACUCAAUUUAGUCUCAUCUGACCAGAGUACCUUCUUCCAUAUGUUUGGGGAGUCUCCCACAUGUCUUUUGACGAACACUUUAAGCAAUGGCUUUUUUCUGGCCACUUCUGUAAAGCCCAGCUCUGUGGAGUGUACGGUUUAAAGUGGUCCGAUGGACAGAUACUCCAAUCUACACUGUGGAGCUUUGCAGCUCCUUCAGGGUUAUCUUUAGUCUCAUUGUUUUUUUAUAACCCAACCCUGGUCUGUACUUCUCCACAACUUUGUCUCUGACCUGUUUGGAGAGCUCCUUGGUCUUCACAGCGCGUGAGUUUGAAGUUUGGGGAAGAUAAUUUUCUCCAUAAAAAUGCACCUUUAUAAACAAACAAAAAAAGCAUUUCAUGCAUAAUCACCUUUGUCGUCACUUUUGAGAAUGGCGUUCUCCUGCUAAUGGAAAAUUUGCGCUGAUAGCCUACUGCCGUGUGCUCAUUACUGCACUUAUAGCCUACUGCCGUGUGCUCAUUGUUGCGCUUAUAGCCUACUGCCGUGUGCUCAUUGCUGCGCUUAUACUGUGAAGAAAUACCCUCAUAGUUGAUCAACAUUUUAAAUGUUCUCAUCUAUGGCUUCAGGCUCAUUACUGGAAACAGGAAUAUUUAGAUCUUGAAUAGAAUAGGUGAACUUUUGUAGUGAAUAGUAGUGAAUGUAUUAUGUUGUGUAUUUCAUUAUUUUACUGUUGCAAUUGGUGUUUCUUAGAGGCAUCUUUAAGGUAUUUGUAUAAUGCUUCAGGGUUAUAUAAGCCGAGAGGUAUAUGCUGAUAUGUUUUCAUACCUCUGGCCAAACAAUAUCUUGUUUUACGUUUCUGCAAAUAUAAGUACAAAUUAUUAUGAUGUUUAAUAUUAUAGAGCAUUGAUAAUCCUUAGGGUAUUUGCAAUAUUGUUUGUUAUGAUUGUUUAUCCUGGCCAAGAUGGGCAGCACCAAGUUGUACACAAUUAGUCAGACGACAUGAAAAACUAAAAGUAAAAUAGUAAAAACCAUUUAUGGUAGUGGCCAUAAUGAUAUCAUAAAAUGGCAAAUUAAAAACAUUGACAGGUCAAGGAAUCAGCCACAAAAUCCUUCAUCAAUGUUUUAAAAACACCAAUCGGGACAAGUUCUUCCAGUUUAAACUAUUUUGGAAGGUGUUCCAAGCCUAUGGUGCAGAAUAAAUAAAAGCCUUUUUAUCAAAUUCAGUUUGGACAUUUGGAAUAGUUGGCAAACAGUCUGGCAGAGUUCCCACCACAUUUCUGAAUAAUAAAAAUGCCCAAAUUAAAUGGUAAUAAACCCAAAAUGGCUUUGUAAAGUAUACCAGUGACUGAGCCUACGUGUGACUAGAGAAGGCAAGCCAACCCUAUUUCAAUCUAGGGCCCAUUUCAAAACCGUUCACUGGGUUACCAAGCUAAGACAAAGCUACACUCUUGAAUUAAUAUGCAGUGGAGUUUCUUUUAAUGUCACCUUGUAAACAUUGAUUUAUGGAGAACACAAAUAAUUCCAACAUUCAGUCUUGAAGCUCAAUACAAUUUUUUAUUUUUUUUAAAUCUUAUGCCAGAAACAUAGUCAGCGUUUUCUUAUGAAUAGGGACUCUAGGAUUAUGAACUUUAACUGUGGACUAAAUGCAUUCACAAAAUGAUUUCAUUCAUUUCUCAUGGCAUUAAUCUGUUACAAUUCACUAAACCACUGUUACAUGACUUAUUGCAUAUAUACAUGCCUACAGAUGUACACACACACACACACACACACACACACACACACACACACACACACACACAAUGCAUGUAACCUGUAAUGCUUUUGAAACAUCCUGCAUGAUUUGUUAUUCUGAAUAAAAAAAAACAAUUAUAAAAGCCA